AUGGAUGCCACCAGGGUCCUCUGGCUUCUGCUGACAUCAGUUGCUAUAGGACAUGAAUGCUUCAUGUUGAAGAAUUGUUCAUCGAGUGCCAAAUGUAUAUGCUUUAAAAUAAAUGGAUACCUGCACGCCGACUGCUCCCAUAUAGGACUUUCUGUAGCGCCUGAAUUUCAUCCAAAUAUUGAGAGUGUAGACUUCAAAUGGAAUAAUUUUCUGGAAUUUCCAAGCAAUCUUACUGGAGGAAUAAGAUUUUUAAAUUUAGCGCAUAAUUUCAUUGAACAAUUAUCAAAAGAGUCCCUUUACAAGUUAAGAAACUUGGAAAAUCUUACAAUAUCUAACAAUGAGCUUAAAGCAAUCGAAAAAGGAACAUUUAAGAUUGUGAGUGAACUGCACCAUUUAGAUCUCUCAUACAAUCUUGAACUGUCUUUAUCAACGUUGACAAAUGUAUCAUUUGAUCUACAGUUUACAAAAAUAAAGGUCCUUAACUUGGAGAAAGUGCAGUGUACAUAUGGUAUCAGCACAGCUGUCUACAUCGAACAAGUACUACAUCUUUUCAAUACAUCUUUGGAGCAACUUAACAUAGCUUCUAACAGAAUAAAUCAUUUUGAAUUUGGAGUGUUCUCAUAUCUUCCAAAGACCCUUCGUAUAUUUAAUAUUGCUGACAAUAAUUUGAGUUUUGGUGCAUAUCUGUUGAAUUUUGGACAGCUUUCUAACGUUGUGAUGGUAAAUGCGAGUUAUCAGUCUAGUUUUCACGCAAUUGAUCCUGCUGAUUUUAAUUUCCGUUGCAAAGAGAGGCAUGAAAACGAUAAUCUGGAAUCUUCUAUUGGCCUCCAUCAUUACUUACGUUCAAAUGGUUCCCGCUCGAAGUUACAUACGAAAAACGCUUAUCUUGAAUUUGAAUAUCAUGUCUUCCAACACAAUGCUUUAAAUUUUGCCUCAGGUCGAUCAUUCAAUGGAGAAAAAGUUGGAAGAAAACCAAAUACCACACUUUAUCUUCCACCAAAUCUCCAGACAGUCUACUUUCAUGAUAAUAUGUACAAAUACGCUUUUUGGACAUUAUUUCUGAAUGUAUCUGACACACUCACACAUGUGCAUUUUCAGAAUAGCAUAAUUUACAGAUUUGAGGGACCUGUAUACGGAGUGAGAAGUGUCCAAUACCUAGACCUAUCAAACAAUUUUUGCAGGAGAGUCUCUGAUGACUUUUUUAUUGAUUUUCUAGAUAUUCGAGUUCUUAAUUUGUCAAAUAAUUUACUUGGGGAAUCAUUAAAACAAGACGAAGGAGGAAGAAUUUUAAGACACCAGAAAACUUUACAGAUCCUUGACUUAGCAAAUAAUAAAAUUGUUGUACUUCCCCAGAAUAUAUUUCGAGGCUUGUCCGAUGCCACCCAUUUAAACCUUAGUUCAAAUUCACUUGCAAUCUUCAGGGUGAAUUUAUCUCACUUGUCAAAGCUGAAAUGGAUAGACUUAUCUUCUAAUCAGCUAAUCAGUCUCAAUAAAGAAAUACGGACAACUUUGCAUAUAUUUUCAGAAGCACGAAAACUUGCUUUGAAUUUACGAAACAAUCCAUUGCAAUGUUCCUGUUCGAAUAUAAAAUUUCUGACUUGGAUUGGUAAAUCGAGGAAAAUAGAAUUCUUGAAUAUGAAUAACUAUACUUGUUUGUUUCAGAAUUCAAGCCAAAAAACAUUCAAUAAGUUUAGAAGAUUGCUGAAAGAAAUGGAGAAAGAAUGUGCUUCCUUUACAUUGGUUAUAGCUAUCACAUCAGCCUUGCUUUUAGUUGUAGUUACAGUCAUCAUGAGUAAAAUUGUUCAUAGAUACAGAUGGAGGAUACGCUAUUUAUACUAUGUCGCAAGGCGUGACAAAGGAAACCCAGAAAACAAAAAGAAGAAUAUAAGUUAUCACUUCGAUGCGUUUGUUUCCUAUGCCGAAGAGGACAGAGAAUUUGUAAUUACUCUUGUGAAGUUCCUGGAAGAAAAUUUCAAUCUUCGAUUGUGUAUUCACCAGAGAGAUUUUAUACCAGGAACAAGUAUUAUUGAUAAUAUCACAAACGCUAUUCAUAACAGUAGGAGAACAGUCUGCUUCCUGACGUCACAUUUUCUUAGAUCCUAUUGGUGUGAGGUAGAAAUGAAUAUGGCACGAAUAGAAUCCGUUUAUUCUAGAGAAAGAUCAAACGUUCUUUUGUUCAUUAUUCCACAAAAGAGUGUCUUCAAGGAAUUACCUUUGAAGUGGAUAGACCUUAUCGAGAACAAGUCAUACAUGGAAAUUUGCAUUGAGGACCAAAGAGAAUUAUCAGCUUUUAGAGUUAAAUUAGCGGAAACUCUUAAAGAAGAGGAAUUUUAACAUUUCUUUAUAAUCCAGCAUGUUCCUUGAAAUGGAAUAUGAUGAUUACGAACAAU
Messenger RNA from Saccostrea echinata, 2390 nucleotides. Its product is annotated as toll-like receptor 4. Gene Ontology annotation, cellular component: membrane. Bases 1 to 2334 code for a protein of 777 amino acids. The record is from RefSeq and is a predicted model, not a curated record. Gene Ontology annotation, molecular function: transmembrane signaling receptor activity; protein binding. NCBI's taxonomy places the organism in Eukaryota, Metazoa, Mollusca, Bivalvia, Ostreida, Ostreidae. The transcript has a single exon. Gene Ontology annotation, biological process: immune response; toll-like receptor signaling pathway.